AUGGCUGAAACAAUUUCUGCACCGAUAUCGCACCCUUCAGCUCCAGUAUGGGCGAAGGUUGCUAAAAACCGUAGAGAUUUAUCAGCAAUUUCCAACCCAAACUCUGUGGAAAAAAUUUUUAGACCCUUUAUGGCUAGGGAAUUUGGACCCUGA
Messenger RNA from Plasmopara halstedii, 153 nucleotides. RefSeq lists its product as uncharacterized. The record is from RefSeq and is a predicted model, not a curated record. Bases 1 to 153 code for a protein of 50 amino acids. The transcript has 2 exons. NCBI's taxonomy places the organism in Eukaryota, Oomycota, Peronosporomycetes, Peronosporales, Peronosporaceae.